UAACCCUUCCUUCCCUCGACACCCGCCGGACUGUUGAGUUUUGCCUCCGAUUGUUUUCCUCUCAGCCACCAACGCGCUAACAGGAGCUCCGACGAGAGGAUUUGAAUUCCAGUGUUGAUUCUUGUUACCACAGCAACGGCAUGGGGAAGCUCGGGAAGAAAGCAAGGAAGUUUGCAAAGAAAAAUCUUCAGACUGUGCUCAAAAGGAAGCGGAAACUCAAGUCUUUGUUCAAAAAGAAAGCUCCAUCAAGACAGGAUGAAGACAGUGUUGAAAACAAGAAGGACGACGCGUCGAAGCUCCGUAAUCGAAUGAAUGGUGAAGCUGAUGAAAACAACAAUGUUUCCCUUGAUGCCCUUUUCAGUGAAGAUGAAUAUCAUAUGCUUCAAGAUGAUUCUGACAGUGAUGGUUAUAUAUCUGAGGAAUCAAGCUCUUUUAACACGGCUGAAAAUGAAAUUGACAAUAAUUGUGAAGGCGGCACUGAUAUGAUUAGUCCCAAUGAUUUAUCGGAUCAGAACAAAGAAAUUCAUUCAGAACUCACAAAGAAAAUAAAGCAAUUGAAUAGGUUGAAAGAAAAGGAUCCAGAAUUCUUGAAGUUUCUGGAAAUCAAUAAUAAGGCUGUUGAACGUUUCAGAGAUGAAGACACUAGUUCUGAUGAGGAAACAAUCAACGAUGAUGGAUUAAAGGGAGAUGAACAGAGCGUUAGUUCUAAUAAAGGCUUGUUGUUGAGUUGCUCUGUUGUUGAUUCCUGGUGUCAUCAAGUUAAGAACAAGCUUGAUUUGUCUCUUUUUACCAGUCUAAUAAAUGGGUAUCGAGCUGCAUGUCACUAUGGAUCUGAAGCAGUAGGCAACAUAGAUGCUGGCAGAUGCUAUAAAAUUGGAAACAGUGAGACUUUCUCCAAGAUAUUAAUUUUCACGCUUUCUGAGGCUGACAAUUUCUUUAGGGAGCAUCUAGGACUUUUGACCAAGAGCUGUAAGAAGGAGAUGAUUUUAGAAUUGAGGAACACCCAAAAAUGGAAAAUGCUCAAGCCUUUAAUUAAGUCAUAUUUAAGGAGUAGCUUGUUUCUCUUGAAUGAGGUUUCAGAAAGUGAGAUAUUGAGAUUCUCCUUGGCUCGAAUAAGAGCGUCUGUAGUAUUCUUUGCAGCUUUCCCUUCUCUACAGUGCAGGCUCAUCAAGGUUGCAGUACAUUUGUGGGCAACUGGUGAAGGAACAAUAUCAUCCCUCUCAUUUCUCAUAAUACGAGAACUGAGUUCUGUGCUUGGGUCUAAUGUUUUUGACUCCUGUUGGAUUAAAAUGUACAAGGCCUUCAUUGCUAACUGCCAAUUUGCAGAGCCAAUUCUGCAUAAACAUAUGCAAUUUCUGAGAGACUCCUUUGUCGAAUUAUGCUCUCUUGAUGUCCAUAGAUCUACUACAAGGGCCAAGGCUUCAAUCCAGCAACUUACCAAGAUACUCCAUCAGGGUUUACGAACAAAGAAGAAAGAAGCAGUCAAGAUGAUGUGCAGUUGGCAAUAUAUCAAUUGCAUUGAUCUCUGGGUCAAGUUCAUUGCUGAAAAUUUCCAGGAUUAUGAUUUACAAACACUGCUCUAUAAUGUUAUUCAGAUUAUAAAUGGAGUGGCCGUAUUGUUUCCUGGUCCUAGAUAUUUGCCAUUAAGAAUUAAAUGCAUUCAGUGGUUGAAUUAUCUUUCCAGAUCCAGUGGGAUUUUUAUCCCUGUUGCGUCUAUGGUGUUGGAUAUUUUGGAACAUAUAAUUGGCAAGGAGGGCAAGAAUCCAGGAGAUGUCUUCAACCAUUUGUCUACCCUACAGCUGCCAAAAUAUUGGUUGAAGUCACAGAAGUUCGUGGAGGAAUGCGUUUUAUCUUCUAUUGAACUUCUUUCAGCUCAUUUUGCUCAAUGGAGUCUCAAUAUAUCCUUCCCUGAACUGGCUACUAUUCCACUUACUCAACUCAAGAAGUUUCAUGCAACAACUACAACAGAGAAUCUCAAGCGUUUGAUAAAACGUUUUAUUGAUCAGGUUGAGCAAAAUAUUGACUUCGUUCAAAAAAAGAGAGAUGAAGUCUCAUUUUCACCCAAAGAUCAGCAAGCUGCUGAAUCAUUUCUUCAGCUAGAGAAAUCCAACAGCAACGUUCCGUUUAUACAAUAUUACAAAAGCAUAUUGGACAAAGCUGCAUCCAGGCAUGUGGCUGUGGAUAAAAAGUUUCCUGGAGCCAAGAAGAACAAAAAGAAAAGACAGCAGCUUGAAAACAACCAAAUAGAAUUGACUACCAAUGGCAAAGUACAUCCAGAGAAGAGAAGAGCCAAGAAGAGGAAAACUUGAGAAGGAACAGGUUUUAUCAGUCCUUUCUUUCUCUUCAAAUAUUAAUACUGGGUUGGUAAAUUCAGAAGUUAAUUUAUCACAUAAAUUAAGAGCUAAUAAGUUAGAUACUAAGGACUUUUAGCACAAGAAGAAGGUUGCUAUUGAUGAAAUUAAUGCUGAGAAAAUAGUCAUGUAGAUUAGUUUAGGGCAUUGAAAUUCAUCGACUUUAGGGUAAUAUCAUUUGUUUGGGUAAUUGAAAGUGCAAAAUGUUUACAAGUUCUUUAUAUCAAAUUUUGCUUGUUGAGUACUCUAAAGGAAGGGAAAGUCUCCAUUUAGAUUUUUUUCCCCUCCUUUUGUUAAAAUUGUUAUUUCAACAGUGAAAUAUGUAUGUAUGUAUUUAUUUGGUUAUAUUACAAGCCAAUUGUUUAACUA
This is a messenger RNA of Benincasa hispida (wax gourd), 2720 nucleotides long. Its product is annotated as Noc2p family. Gene Ontology annotation, cellular component: nucleoplasm; Noc2p-Noc3p complex; nucleolus. The record is from RefSeq and is a predicted model, not a curated record. NCBI's taxonomy places the organism in Eukaryota, Viridiplantae, Streptophyta, Magnoliopsida, Cucurbitales, Cucurbitaceae. Gene Ontology annotation, biological process: ribosomal large subunit biogenesis.